AUGGACAGCGACAAACCAACAACGAACACUAGUACUCAUCUACAAUACAGCCGUGAGGACGCCUAUGAAAGAGAAGAGGGACAGGAACUUAUUAAAAAUUUCCUGUUCAUAAAGAAAACGAUCGAAAACAAGAUACCCACACAUCAAAACAACGACGAGCUAGACACAUUUGAGCAUCACACAGAAGUACGACGUCGUUGGUGGGAUGGAUCCAACAUCCUUUGCGAACGUCACCCGACGAGUCCAUCGUACGACGAUUAA
Molecule: messenger RNA, 261 nt
Organism: Opisthorchis viverrini
Lineage: Eukaryota; Metazoa; Platyhelminthes; Trematoda; Opisthorchiida; Opisthorchiidae
Exons: 1
Coding region: 1-261 (86 amino acids)
Source: RefSeq, a predicted model, not a curated record